Molecule: messenger RNA, 1130 nt
Organism: Terrapene triunguis (Three-toed box turtle)
Lineage: Eukaryota; Metazoa; Chordata; Testudines; Emydidae
Product: C-C chemokine receptor type 8-like
Exons: 1
Coding region: 26-1093 (355 amino acids)
Biological process (GO): immune response; chemotaxis; G protein-coupled receptor signaling pathway
Cellular component (GO): membrane
Molecular function (GO): chemokine receptor activity
Source: RefSeq, a predicted model, not a curated record
UCUGUGCUCUUAAACAGGUCACCUCAUGAUGAAUAAUUCAACUGAGUCGAAUCUUCUCUCUACUUUUGAUUAUGAUUAUUAUCCUGAGUUGGGCUCCGUCUGCAGCACAGAGAAUAUCAAGAUCUUUGGAUCAGUAUUUUUUCCAGUCCUUUACUGUCUGGUGUUCGUGUUCGGCUUGGUGGGAAACAGCUUGGUCAUUUGCGUUCUGAUAGUUUGCAAGAAACUGACCAGCAUGACUGAUGUGUAUUUGCUGAACCUCGCCAUCGCUGACCUGCUUUUUGUUUUCUCCCUCCCCUUCCUGGCUCAUUAUGCUUCAGACCAAUGGACUUUUGGAAAUGCAAUGUGUAAAACAAUAUGUGGAGUUUACUACAUUGGCUUCUACAGCAGCAUAUUCUUCAUAACCCUCAUGAGUAUAGACAGGUACUUAGCCAUCGUCCACGCUGUGUACGCUCGGAAAGUUCGAACAACCCUGCUCAGCAUUGUUAUAAGCCUCGCCAUUUGGUCAGUGGCCAUUUUAGCUUCAAUACCAAAUAUCUUCUUUAUCCAAGAACUUAAUGAAGAUGGCAGUGUGAAGUGUGCUCCUUAUUACCAAGAUAAUAGGACUACUUGGAAACUUUUCACCAAUUCUACCGUCAAUGUUUUGGGCCUCUUGAUCCCACUUGGCAUUCUCAUUUUCUGCUACUCCCACAUCAUGAAAAAUCUGCAGAGAUGCAUGAACCGAAACAAGUAUAAAGCAAUGAAGCUGGUUUUCAUUGUUGUAGUUGUGUUUUUCCUCUUCUGGGCACCCUUCAACAUUGCGCUUUUUCUGGACUCUUUGCGAAGCCUGCUCAUCAUAGAUGACUGCGAGACGAGCAAAAGCCUAGACCUGGCCCUGCAGGUGACUGAAACCAUCUCCUUCAUCCACUGCUGCCUGAACCCAGUGAUCUACGCUUUUGUAGGUGAAAAGUUCAAGAAAUACCUUCAUGAAAUAUUCAGAAAACAUGCAAGAUUCUUAUUGAUUUGCAAAGACCACAAUGUCUUUCAGAGUCACUAUAGUAUCUCUUCUAUGCGCACCCAGUCCUCACAUUCUUCUGUUAUUGACCCUGUCCUGUAAAAUAGAAUGGGCCAAAUACAACCAUUCAAGGAUGCAU